Ixodes scapularis (black-legged tick) is the source of this 899-nucleotide messenger RNA. RefSeq lists its product as uncharacterized. NCBI's taxonomy places the organism in Eukaryota, Metazoa, Arthropoda, Arachnida, Ixodida, Ixodidae. Gene Ontology annotation, molecular function: sequence-specific DNA binding. The record is from RefSeq and is a predicted model, not a curated record. The transcript has a single exon. Gene Ontology annotation, cellular component: nucleus. Bases 1 to 744 code for a protein of 247 amino acids.
AUGAGGUCCAGCUAUACCAUCCAGAAGAAAGUGCAAGUCGUGGAAUGGCACCGCAAGAACGGAGCUAACGUGAGCAAGACUGCGCGCCAUUUCGAAGUUGACCGGAAGCGUGUAUGGGAAUGGAAUACGAGCUACCAAGUACUUCUACAACAAUGCCAUGGAACGAACAAGUUGAAGAGAGCAAUAGGUAGGGGACGACCCGUUUUUAGUGAAGAAAUCGACGACGCACUGAUGGACUUCCAGGAGACUGAGAGAUCCGCCGGUCGAGCAGUCAGCAAUCGCCUGCUUCAAGAGCAUGCGCGGAAACUGGCAGAACAGAUGGGCCUAGGAAACUUCCAAGCGUCAUGCAAGUACAUAGCUAACUGGAAGAAGCGAUUUAAUGUGUCUAUGCGGGUGGGGACCAACGAAAGUCAGAAGCUGCCUGCCGACUACGUUGAAGCAAUUACGGUGUUCCGAAAGGCUGUGUCAACUCUGCGCCUGGAGCACAACUACUCGGACUACAACAUAGCCAACAUGGAUCAGACUAUGGUCCGGAUGGAUUGCCCUGCUGCGAGAACCAACAAUGCUGUCGGCGAGUCGAGUAUUCGCAUCGCCAACACCGGCUGUGCUCGGCGAGGGAUGACGGUGGCCUUGUGCGCGACGGCAGCGGGCAUCAAGCUACCUGCUUUGAUCAUACUGAAGGAGCCAACCGGCCGGAUUCCCCCCAGAGUACUCUUUUCUCUAAGGAUUCCAGGUAUGUUGUAAUUAAUCACCAUUCAGGGUAUAAAUGUCAAAACAAAGCCUUAGAAAUACGUAAAAAUAAGGCUGACAGCAUUUUUUUUUUUAAAUAGAGCGACUGUUGCGUCAUCCAUUGACAAAACGCCACAGCCCGUUUUGUUUUGUAUCGCCCGAUUUCCGAA